GUUAUAAGUCAGUGUCAGUUCAGUUACAUGCGUUUAAAAUUCAAGUUUCUUUAUUCGCAUUCAGUCAUUCAUCAUAUCAUUUAUUUCAUCAUAAGUAUGGGUACUAAUGCCUAGAUAUAAAAAUUAUUGUUAUCCAGAAAAUUGCUUUGAUCCUUGCUGCCAAACUUCCAGGUCACGUAGAAGUGAUGAAGAAGAUCUUGCAUCAAACAUAAAAGAAUUCCAGCUACAGAAAAUAUAUAACACAAACGAUAAAACAGCACAAUUCAAUACUUUGAUCAAAACUGAUAAAUCGGUUAUAGUGGAACAUAAAAAGUCGUCGUUAAGUAACAGAGAAAAGAACAAACCUAUAGAAAUAUCAGAAGUUGAUUUAACUAAGAAAUCUCUUAAAUCACUGUUUAAUCCAUUUAAAGGUAAAUCGCCGAAAAGAACUAAACGUAAAAAUGACAGUGAUGAAGAGCCUAAUGAAAAAGUAUCAGUGAUUCAUAAAUUAGAUGAACCUGUUGGCCAAAACAGUUCAUCUAGUUUGUCUCCAAGAACACAGGAAUUAAAAUCAAACGAUAUAAAUUAUGAAUUAUCUUUCAGUGAUGCUAUCAAAAUUAAAAUCGAAUACCAAAAACUGAUAGAUAUUAUUUGGACAAGCUGCUUUAGGGUGCUAUUUGGGCCAUCUUUAGAUGAAACUAUUGUAGCGUCUGUUGAUACUGUUCAUUGCAUUAUGCAACUUAGAUACCAAUCAUGUUGAAAAUUUAAUCGAAAAGCAAUAAAUAAAGAAUUAAAAAUAA
Molecule: messenger RNA, 779 nt
Organism: Sitophilus oryzae (rice weevil)
Lineage: Eukaryota; Metazoa; Arthropoda; Insecta; Coleoptera; Curculionidae
Exons: 2
Coding region: 107-739 (210 amino acids)
Source: RefSeq, a predicted model, not a curated record